This is a messenger RNA of Neltuma alba, 444 nucleotides long. Its product is annotated as MLP-like protein 43. The coding region runs from base 1 to 444 and encodes 147 amino acids. The transcript has 2 exons. NCBI's taxonomy places the organism in Eukaryota, Viridiplantae, Streptophyta, Magnoliopsida, Fabales, Fabaceae. Gene Ontology annotation, biological process: defense response. The record is from RefSeq and is a predicted model, not a curated record.
AUGGCUCUCUCUGGAAAAUUGGAGGCUGAAGUUGAGUUGCAAUCACCUGCUGCUAAGUUCUUCAACUUCUGCGUAACGCAACUUCAUCAUGUUCAGAACAUUAGUGAUCUUGUGCACGAAACUAAGGUGCAUCAGGGAGACUGGCACGGCGUUGGCUCUGAUUCUGUUAAUACAGAAGGUAAGGUAGAAACUUGUAAGGAGAGCUUCGAAGAGAUUGAUCAUGAGAACAAGUCAUGCACAUUCAACCUGUUUGAUGGAGCAAUUGGAGAAAAGUAUAAGAGCUUAAAGGCAAAGCUUCAAGUGGCCGAUAAGGGCAGUGGUGCCCUUGCCAAAUGGACUUACGAAUAUGACAAGCUCAGCCAGGAAGUCCCUCCCCCACAAGCUUACUUGGACUUUGUCACUAAGGUUACCAAGGAUCUUGAUGCUCAUCUCACAAAGGCAUAG